This is a messenger RNA of Xyrauchen texanus (razorback sucker), 4267 nucleotides long. RefSeq lists its product as uncharacterized. The transcript has 4 exons. Gene Ontology annotation, cellular component: adherens junction; ruffle membrane. Gene Ontology annotation, biological process: positive regulation of blood vessel endothelial cell proliferation involved in sprouting angiogenesis. NCBI's taxonomy places the organism in Eukaryota, Metazoa, Chordata, Actinopteri, Cypriniformes, Catostomidae. Bases 50 to 4267 code for a protein of 1405 amino acids. The record is from RefSeq and is a predicted model, not a curated record.
CCAACUCAGUCCAUACACACACACACAUAUACACACACACACACACAUCAUGUACAGUGUGGAGGACCUGCUGAUCUCUCAUGGAUACAAACUGCCCAGGAGUGGCCCCGCCUCCUCUUCUUCCUCUGCGCCUUAUGACAAUCGAAACAACGAAUGUCGGCGUGAUAAUGUAGAGAACCGGCCUCCUGGUGGUGUUGGUGGUAGUGGAGGUGCUCUGAACGGGUUUGGGAUGACAGACGGGGGAGCGGACGGAAGAACAGAAGCGGGCAUGGGGGUGUACAGACCGGCACCGGUGAAGGCCUACCCUGAAAAUAACAACAAUAUUAAUGAGGGCCACGACAGAAUUCAGAGGAGGUUGGAGGUUCCUAUUGCGUUCCUUGGUGAGCUGCAGCCUCUGGGAGAUUCUCUUGCUACGGACAGUGGGUUCUAUGAUGCUCCCAGCCUGACAUUCUCUGAGCAUGCAGAUGAGCGAGAUCUUUCAUUCUGGAGAAGGAGGGGACAGGACUUUAGUGCUCUAUUGGACUAUGCUGAUCCCAGGGAGCUCAGAGUGUCUGGAGGAUUGUGGCGAGGCCCAGUGCUUACUGUUGAGGAGCUGAGAGCAGAGAGGCCACUGGCACGGUGGGAAGAAGCACCAUGGAUACGGGAACCAAUAGAUUCAGGUCCAGAGACUCUACGUGUGACUGGGGAGAGGAAAUGCCAGAGCCUGGGCACAGAGGAGUGGCGCCCUGCAGUGGGCUUGGGCCGGCAGCUGUCCGAUGGGGAGGCUGAACAUUGGUCUCAGGAACAGCAACACCGUCUGCGGCCAGCAGAGGGGAACGUGUCUGCCACAGUGCGUGCUAAGUCCCAGUCACUCCCUCGAGUCCUUUCCCCAGAGGAUCCACAUUAUGGAGAACUGCCUCAAAGUGGUGCCCCAAGUCAGCCACCCUCACUAAGAAGCAACAGCUCAGCUCCAUAUAAUCGAUACCAUAGUGAUUGGCCAGCAGGAGAGCGUUGGAGUAGUCAGACAUACAGUCACGGCCCUGCUGCAGUUGUACCAAAGCCAAGGUUCAGCCGCCCUGUCAAACCUCCAUCUUAUGAGACUCACCAGCAAAACAGGGGGAGCUUGGAAACUUUGUCCUCGGAACCAGUGUCCAAACCCAGAGACCGCUCCAUGUGCUUCUCUCAGAAUUUUGAUCCAGUAAGAGACAGGUCUGGUUGUUACUCUCAGAGCACUGAGCUUCUACGAGAUCGGUCCAUUUGUUUUUCGCAGACUGCAGAACCACUGAGAGACCGCUUGGUGAGCCACUCACAAAGUGCUGAACCAAUAAGAGACAGAUUUAUCAGUCAUUCACAAAGUGCAGAACUACUGCAGGACCGUUUUUUCACCCAUUCGCAUAGUGCCGACCUGUUAAGGGACCGAUCACUUUGUUACUCUCAGAGCUCAGAACUGCUCAGAGACAGGUCCAUUUGUUACUCCCAAAGUGCAGAGCUUCUUAGACCAGAAGCAUAUAGGGCAGAUCUGUUUUACCAUGAACUGACUGGCAUGGAGCCACCUGGUUACAUCCCACCCCCCUCCUACAGGAGAUUUCUGCCACCCAGGAGUGGACAGAACUACCGAGCAGACUCUGCACUUGUACGAUGGAAGCGUGAGCCUGUAAGUGCAGAGAUGGGCCAGUGGUUUUCGAGGACUUCAGGAUUGUCGUGGUCAGAAUGCCAUGAGGACCGAAGUAUGGCAGUAGUUCCGAGAAGGCCUGUGCAUCCAGGGCCUGUCGUACCAAGCCGUCCAGCACUUGUGCAGUAUGUCCCAUUUGAUGACCCGCGUGUCAGGCACAUCUCAGGGGGGCCCUGUGGAAACUCGCUCACAGACGCAGACAAGAUUCGACACGUCAACAAAGAGCUUCCCUGCGCUGCAACUUUAGGACAAUCCACACAUGAUAGUGCCUUCCUCCCUUCACAGGGACCGAGUCUUAGCAUGGACACUAACAAAAUGGCUCUCAAUGAACAGGAGAACACUAACCGCUGGCACAAGGGGAUUAACAAAGGAAGUGACAAUGUAGCACCUGAACAGAGCUGUGCCAAGUAUCCCACAGCCUUUCAUACCAGACCCCUGCAACCAAUCAUUAAAACAGACCAGCAGGCAAGAGUAGACAGAAUCCCUGACCAAGUCAAGGUAGAGAGAGUAACAGAGCAGGUAAAAGUGGAGAGAUGUACUGAACAGAUAAGAACAGACCAAGUCAAAGUAACAGAGCAAGUCAAACCAGAUCGAGUUACAGAACCAAUCAAAUUGGACAAGCCUACAGAUUCAGUAAAGUUAGACAGGUUUACAGACAAACAAAUAAAGGCGGAAAGAUUAACUGACCAGAUACAAGUGGACAGAAUCCCAGAUCAAGUCAAAGCUGAUAGAUAUACUGACAAACACAUUAAGCCUGAAAUCAAGGCAGAGAAAAUUCCUGAAAAGCCCAUAAAAUCAGACAGAAUUACAGACAAGCAAAGUAAAGCUGAAAGACUUAUAGAAAAGCACUUGAAGAUUGAUAGAAUUCUAGAAAAGCAGCUUAAAGCAGAUAGAAUGUUAGAAAAAAUUUGUAAAUCUGAGAAAUUUACUGACAAGUUGAGUAAGGCUGACAAGCAGGCCAAAUCAGACAGCAGUACAGACCAAAUAAAAGCUGAGAAGUUCACUGACAAGUCUGGAAAAGUUGACAAAUCCAUGGAUAAAGGUUCCUCAGAGAGUGUUUCAACUGUAAAGACAGAACCAGUGCAGGAACCUGAGAAAAAGAGUGUGAAAAAGAAACUCAGUGAGACUAUCUUUUGCCUUGUGUCUGUGCCACUUUCACAGUCCAGUGCAAAAUCUAGAGAUCAAAAUAACAAUGAAGAAAAAGAGCCAGACUCUCCCCCAAUUCCUCCUCCACCACCACCAAGCUCCUCCAGCGAGAACAGCAAUACACUCUGCUCUCUGCCAAACCAAAGCCUCAAAAGCACAUCCACCACCUCCACUGAUUUGGAGCUACAAGCACUCACGCUUGGCAGUGGGUCUAGUAGCAUUGCAACAAGAAGAGCUCAUCGAAGAAGGAACUCACGCUCCAGGAUCAUUAAACCAAAUCCACAUGAUGAGCUCCGACGUUAUUCUGGAGCUUGGCCAGGAGACCAGUAUCGUGAUCAGGAGACCCAAACAAGCCCUGAGCCCACAAAGAACAAUGCAAUUCAGGGUCCUGCCAACACAGAAGCACAAGAUGCUCCUUCCGCCCCAGAGGAAGCAGGUCCUUCUGAGAGUACAACAGUGGCUCCAGUGGCUGCUCCAGGGGCCCUUAGGGCUGCAGCGGCUCCAUCGACUCCAGCGGCCCCAUCAGCUUCAUCAGUUCCUCCAACUCCAGCAGCUCCAGUGUCAUCAGGAGCUCCUGACCCAAGCAACCCUUACGGAUAUCCCAUGAAGGGCCAAAAAAGCCUAAAACCAUCCAGCAACAGCGCUUUUUCACGGACAGGUACCUUCUCCAAGAGCACAGGUUCUCAACCUCAGUCCCCACCAACAGAUCAGACUGAAGAGGCAAGGUUAGCCACAGGCCCAAACCCAGAGACCUUUGGUCAGUUUUUGCUGAAGCCGGUGAGCCGACGACCAUGGGAUGCCAUUGAAGAACUCGAGACCAUAAAUAAGGAGGUGCAAGACCAAGCAGGUAAACACCCUAGCGUGGACCAGUGCAUUGAGGAUCUUAAUGAGGCCUACAAAGAUAUCAUGGAGCUCAGCACUGCCAGCAAUAACCUUCCUAACCUUCCCAACCGUUCCUCCAUGCAAAUCCCUGACCGUAUCAAAUCCAGGCUGUCUGUAGAUCCACUUGGAAUUCCUGCUACUGCACUUAGGCCCAGCUUAGUGCAAGGAAGUGACCCAGAAUACCGAGAGGUGAAGAGUGCCUUUUUUCGACCAUCAACCGGGAAGAGUGUGAGCUUCAGCAAACAGCUUAGAGAGGAGAUUUGUCCUGUUCCUCCCCCUCCAGAAGCAGGUUUCAGAGACUAUAAAACAGUCAUGUCCCAGAUAACACAACGUAAAGCCUGCAGAUCCGUUAAACUGGAAGCCCCACCCCCCAAAGAGACUCAAAGAGAUGACCAUUUGACUGCACAAACCUCCUCCACCUCUUCCAUGUCAGCAGAAUUCCCAUGGGCAGACAGACAGCCCAUGCAAGAUGCCUCCACACUAACGAGCCCCCCAGACUAUGAACACAUUUGUCAAACACUCCAAAUGGCCCGUGAAUCUGGGGCUGUUAGCCGAGCUUCUUCUGAUGAUGAGAACUGGGUACUUUGA